This is a messenger RNA of Chaetomium globosum CBS 148.51, 861 nucleotides long. RefSeq lists its product as uncharacterized. The record is from RefSeq and is a predicted model, not a curated record. The transcript has 5 exons. Lineage: Eukaryota; Fungi; Ascomycota; Sordariomycetes; Sordariales; Chaetomiaceae. The coding region runs from base 1 to 861 and encodes 286 amino acids.
AUGUGCACUUCCAUCCCUCAAGUCCGAUGUGAAGCUACUCAGAAGAGACAUGUUGUGCGGGUUUAUAAAAAGAAACCGCCUGGCCAACUUCGCUGUGGGCCGCAUAUUUCGAGGCCCGGGCUGAAUCCUAUGAUGCCUUGGGGGAGUGAGGGCGUCGGAGGAGGAUCCUCAGAACGCACCGCGCACCUCGUCGAAAAGCUGCUGCCCCAUGGUCCUCCGCCUGUUCCCAUCACCCCCAGCCUGCCAGGCACACGCCAGCCGGUCAAGGCUCCCGGUAGCAGUUCGCUGCGCCAAGCUUGGCCCACGAGCCACCCGACUCCCGCCCCGAGGAGCGAACCUGGCCAUUGGAACAACGCCAACUGGAAUGCCAUGAAGUACUUGAUCGACUUGUCCGAGAACGUCAUCCCGGGCGCUUCGUCGUUGUUAGUCGGGGCGCCCGUGGAGAGUGCAAUCUUGUACUGUCCCACACUCACUGCACAGCCCGAUUGCGUAACCUACAGCGUAUUUCCUGGGACCCCACUGCAUCUCAACGAUGCGGAGGUUGUACAGCGCCAUGGCUCCAAAGAGCACUUCGGACGAGUUGGUAUAGCACAGUUGCCAUAUCAGCGCCCGCCAUGUUUGGCGGUAUUGCAAGAUGUGCGUCCCGACCGAGAUAUAGAAGUAGUGCUUGAUAUCGAAGAGGGUGGCCCCGAUCGAAGCCCCAAUCAGCCCCAUCACCAGGACGCGAGUCACGGGCGUACUCGAAAACGACAUGGCUACCGAUUUCUUUUAAAUUCUUCCUUGACAGGUCGGAACUUGGGAUCCUGCUACUUGGACAUGAUAUAUGUCGAAAGCAAUGGAAGCGCGCCCGGUGGAGGAUAA